AAAACAGCUUCAAAAAAUACGGUUUGUUGCAAACACAGCAAGAUCCAUGUUUGUCAAGUGCAUAGGUAGCAAUAUCCUAAUCAGCCAAUCACAGCGCAUCAAGCGGCACUCUUUUAGUAUGGCGUUGAUUGUUGUGAACGCAAAACUUCGCUCCGUAAAUUAUCGAAAUUUUAAAUAGUUUUUUAAGUUUUGACGAAAAAAAAGUGGCAUAUCGUAAUUAUGGAUUGUUCUCCUGCACCUGUUGAUAAUAGUUCGGCAAGAAAACGUAUAGCUCAACCCGAAAAGUGGAAGAGAAAUUUGGCCAAAGUAACAAGGUAUUCUCCGAAAACACUUGCUGUGAGGCCGUUAUGUAAUCAUAAGAAGAAGUUUGAAUGCAGAUCACUUUCGAUGAUGGAUGUAAAAUCGUUUUUUGAAACAUUUUAUAAGUUUAAAGACAAAAGGAGUCAAGACGCAUUUAUUUUAAAACACUGUACAGUGAAACCGGUUAAACGGCAUCGUCCAAAAAAUAGUAAGUACACGCCGAAAUCUUCUCAAACAACAUACUUCGUGUACAGCACCACACUGAAAAAGCGAUUGCCUGUUUGUCAAACUUUUUUUUUAAAUGUGCUUCAGAUUAAAAAAUAUAGAAUCCAAACUAUAAUGAAAGAAUACUUUGAAAAGGGAACAUUACUCAAUGAGAAAAGAGGUGGUGACCGGGUUUCCCAUAAAAAUGUGGAAAAAAAACGUGCCGUGAUGAGUUUCAUAGAGAAACUACAUUGUGAAGAGCCCCAUUAUUGCCGUGGAAACACAAAAAGGCUAUACUUAUCAGCGGAGUUAAGUAUAAACAAACUUUACCGAAUCUAUAAUUCCCAGGCUGACAGCGAGUUAAAAGUUAAGCCAUCAUAUUUCCGCAAUAUCUUUAACAGACAUUAUAAUUUGGGCUUCGGAUCUCCUCGUACUGAUGUCUGCUCAAUUUGCCUACAGUUUACCGAAAAAAUGAAAACAGAGAAACUUGUUAACAUCCGUAACGAUUUAAUUAUUAAACAUAGAAUCCAUAAAUUAAAGGCUAAAGCUUUUUUUGGCUAUGUAAAGGAGGAAAAACCGGACUUACUUACAUUAUCAUUCGAUUGCGAGAAAAAUCUAUCUUUACCUAAAACCCCAGACCAAUCAGCAUAUUAUUCGCGUCAAAUAAAUUUUUUUAACUUUACCAUUGUACAAGGUUCGUCAAAAAGUAAACUGGAUUCUUCAAAUGUAUUUGCAUAUUGCUGGUCGGAAAACUUGUUUCCCAAAGCAUCAAAUCAAAUUUCAUCGGCUAUUUACCAUCGAUUACAAAAUACAAAUUUAGCUGGUAUCAAGACAGUUCGCCUCAUUGCCGAUGGAUGUGCUGGCCAGAACAAAAAUUCUACUGUUCUGGGAAUGUGUGCAAAGUGGCUGUCGGAAACUCCUCAAGUAAAAAGUUUAGAGCUUAUAUUCCCCAUAGUGGGACAUUCAUUCAUACCCCCUGAUAGAGUAUUUGCAAGAAUUGAGAAAGAAAUUAGGAAAAGGGAGAUUAUAGCAAAUCCGGAAGAGUAUCAUGAGAUUAUAAAAGAUUUCGCUACAGUAAUAAAGUUAGGUGAUGAAUGUAAAGUAUAUGACUGGAAAGAUGCUGUUGGGACUAAUUUGAAGCCGGUAGGCAGGUGGCAUUUUAAAUUUAAAAGCUGCAAGAGAUAUGAAUUAAAGAGAUCUAAAAAGGAGGGAAAUGUUUUGGUUAAAGGAAUGCUCCACUACAAACACGAUGAUGGCGUAUUUAAAACAGUAAAUCGACCUGGUGUGUUAUCAUCAAGUCUUAAUCCUCAAGAAAUUUUCGCAACGAACGAAGUCAGCGUUGCAAAGGCCAAAGAUGUAAACAAUUUACUGACUAAUCAUUAUGGGGAAAAUUGGAGGGAAAUCGAGCGAUUAAAUUUCUAUGUGCCGUUACUAUCUAAUUCAAUUAGUAUCAAUGAAGAUACUUUGGAAGAUUCUUCGGAAAUUAUUUGUGAGCCACAAGAAACACCUACCGGUUGUUAUGUUUGAACUUUAAAUAAAAGCAAAAAAUACAAAUCUGUUAGCGUUUCUUGUGGUAAAAGCUUUAGUUUAUGUUUUAUAACAAUUACCUACAUGUUUCUUUAUUUCAUUUAAACCCUAUUUCUAAUAUGAAAAAUAAAUGUAAGUUUCAAAUGUACCAGUAAGUUUUUGAUUGUAUUAAAAAAAUCUAUUAAAUAA
Messenger RNA from Colias croceus (clouded yellow), 2220 nucleotides. RefSeq lists its product as uncharacterized. The transcript has 2 exons. Bases 220 to 2031 code for a protein of 603 amino acids. The record is from RefSeq and is a predicted model, not a curated record. Lineage: Eukaryota; Metazoa; Arthropoda; Insecta; Lepidoptera; Pieridae.